Penicillium subrubescens is the source of this 1644-nucleotide messenger RNA. Its product is annotated as amidase. The transcript has 7 exons. The record is from RefSeq and is a predicted model, not a curated record. Lineage: Eukaryota; Fungi; Ascomycota; Eurotiomycetes; Eurotiales; Aspergillaceae. Bases 1 to 1644 code for a protein of 547 amino acids.
AUGUCCUCUAAUUGGGAACAGCUAGCUGCUGACAAGCGAACACGCAUCAACGAUUCAAUCCCUAAGGAAUGGAGGAUCCAAGAGCUGCCCACCGAGGACUCUGUCCUUGAUUUUCCAGCAAAGUCAGGGCUACUCACGGAUCAAGAACUAAGAAUUACGGAAUCAAGUGCUACCGAUCUAGUUCAGCAGCUGGCACAGGGAAAGCUCAAAGCAGUCGACGUCACAAUAGCCUUUUGCAAACGAGCAGCACUCGCACAUCAGCUGGUGAAUUGUUGCCUGGAAUUCUUCCCUGAAUUGGCCAUCGCCCAAGCUAAAGAGCUUGAUGCCUACUUUGAUGCCCACAAGAAACCAGUGGGACCGCUUCAUGGACUGCCCAUCUCACUCAAAGAUCAGUUACGUGUGAAGGGCGUCGAAACAUCCAUGGGGUAUGUCUCCUGGCUAGGUAAAUAUGACACGACCGAGUCUGUUCUCGUGACUCUUCUACGAAAGGCCGGUGCUGUUUUCUACACGAAGACCAGCGUGCCACAGACAUUGAUGGUUUGCGAAACCGUGAAUAAUAUUAUUGGAAGAACGCUCAACCCUCGCAACAAGAACUGGUCAUGCGGUGGGAGCUCAGGAGGUGAAGGUGCCAUGGUUGGUAUUCGGGGUGGUGUUAUUGGAGUAGGAACUGAUAUUGGUGGCUCAAUUCGUGUUCCUUCUGCUUUCAACUUUUUGUACGGCAUCAGGCCGAGUCAUGGUCGUAUGCCGUAUGCCAAAAUGGCGAAUAGUAUGGAAGGCCAGGAGACUGUUCAUAGUGUGGUUGGGCCAAUGGCUCAUUCGGCAGCAGAUCUCAGGUUGUUCCUCACUUCCGUGUUGGGGCAGGAGCCUUGGAAAUACGACUCGAAGGUUGUCCCCAUUCCUUGGAGACUUGCUGAAGAGGAGGCUAUCAAAUCGAAAAUCCCCGCGGGAUUGACCCUGGGAUACUACGCAAGUGAUGGUGUUGUCCUUCCCCAUCCUCCAAUUCUGAGAGGUGUUGAGACGGUGGUCUCGACCUUGAAGAAGAAUGGACACACCAUUAUUCCGUGGAAGCCCCAUAAACACCACUUCGGACACAAUCUCAUCAACAACAUAUAUGCCUCAGAUGGAAAUACCGACGUGUUCAAAGACAUCAACGCAUCUGGAGAGCCCUCGAUACCAAACAUCAAAGACCUCUUGAACCCAGACAUACAGCAAAUUGACAUGAACCAACUCUGGGACACCCAUCUCAAGAAAUGGAACUAUCAAAGCGAGUACCUCGAGAAAUGGCGUGAACUCGAGGAGCAACAAGGCAAGGAAUUGGACGCAAUCAUUGCCCCAAUCACUGCAACCGCAGCCAUCCGCCAUAAUCAGUUCCGAUACUACGGCUAUGCAUCGGUGAUCAACUUGCUCGAUUUUACCAGCGUUGUUGUUCCAGUCACAUUCGCCGAUAAGAAUCUGGAUCUGAAGAAAAAGGAUUAUCAGCCUUUGGGUGACCUGGAUGCAACUGUGCAAGCUGAGUAUGACCCAGAGGCGUAUCAUGGAGCCCCCGUGGCUGUUCAGGUAAUUGGUCGCAGACUGAGCGAAGAGCGAACUUUGGCGAUUGCAGAGGAAAUUGGGAGGCUACUUGGAAACUCGGUGACGCCCUAG